GGCAGAAACGCGACCGCGGCGGCUUCGGGGUCCUUCCGGACAGCGGGCGCAGGCGGCGGCCGUGUGAGGCGGAAGCGCGGGGCAGCGGCCUACCGGGAGCUGCUGGCUGAGCAGGCGGGAGCAUCAUGGAUACUGACCUAUAUGAUGAGUUUGGGAAUUAUAUUGGACCAGAGCUAGAUUCUGACGAAGAUGAUGAUGAAUUGGGCAGAGAGACCAAAGAUCUUGACGAGAUGGAUGACGACGACGACGACGAUGAUGUAGGUGAUCACGAUGAAGAUCACCCUGGGAUGGAGGUGGUGCUGCAUGAGGACAAGAAGUACUACCCGACGGCGGAGGAGGUGUAUGGUCCUGAGGUGGAGACCAUCGUACAGGAGGAAGACACCCAGCCUCUCACAGAACCCAUUAUUAAGCCAGUGAAAACCAAGAAAUUCACUCUGAUGGAGCAGACAUUACCUGUCACGGUUUAUGAAAUGGAUUUCUUGGCAGAUCUGAUGGAUAACUCUGAGCUCAUCAGAAAUGUGACCCUUUGUGGCCAUCUCCAUCAUGGCAAGACGUGUUUCGUGGAUUGUUUAAUAGAGCAGACUCACCCAGAAAUCAGAAAGCGCUAUGACCAGGACCUGUGCUACACUGACAUCCUCUUCACAGAGCAAGAGAGAGGUGUUGGCAUCAAAAGCACUCCUGUGACAGUGGUUUUGCCAGAUACCAAAGGAAAAUCUUACCUCUUCAAUAUCAUGGACACUCCAGGACAUGUGAAUUUUUCUGAUGAGGUCACGGCUGGCUUGCGCAUCUCAGAUGGAGUGGUCCUUUUCAUCGAUGCUGCCGAGGGCGUGAUGCUGAACACAGAGCGGCUGAUCAAGCACGCGGUGCAGGAGAGGCUGGCGGUCACCGUGUGCAUCAACAAGAUCGACCGGCUGAUCCUGGAGCUGAAGCUGCCUCCCACCGACGCCUACUACAAGCUGCGCCACAUUGUCGAUGAGGUCAACGGGCUGAUAAGCAUGUAUUCCACUGAUGAGAACCUGAUCCUGUCCCCACUCCUGGGCAACGUCUGCUUCUCCAGCUCCCAGUACAGCAUCUGCUUCACGCUGGGCUCCUUUGCCAAGAUCUAUGCUGACACCUUUGGUGACAUUAACUACCAGGAAUUUGCUAAAAGACUCUGGGGUGACAUCUACUUCAAUCCCAAGACGCGAAAGUUCACCAAAAAGGCCCCAAACAGUAGCUCCCAGAGGAGCUUCGUCGAGUUUAUCUUGGAGCCCCUUUAUAAGAUCCUCGCUCAGGUUGUGGGUGAUGUGGACACCAGCCUCCCGAGGACCCUGGAUGAGCUUGGCAUCCACCUGACCAAGGAGGAGCUGAAGCUGAACAUCCGCCCGCUGCUCAGGCUGGUCUGCAAAAAGUUCUUCGGCGAGUUCACAGGCUUUGUGGACAUGUGUGUGCAGCAUAUCCCGUCUCCAAAGGUGGGCGCCAAGCCCAAGAUUGAGCACACCUACACUGGCGGUGUGGACUCCGACCUCGGCGAGGCCAUGAGCGACUGUGACCCCGACGGCCCCCUGAUGUGCCAUACUACCAAGAUGUACAGCACAGAUGAUGGAGUUCAAUUUCAUGCCUUUGGCCGGGUGCUAAGUGGCACCAUCCAUGCUGGGCAGCCUGUGAAGGUGCUGGGGGAGAACUACACCCUUGAGGAUGAGGAAGACUCCCAGAUAUGCACUGUGGGCCGCCUUUGGAUCUCCGUGGCCAGGUACCACAUUGAGGUGAACCGUGUUCCCGCUGGCAACUGGGUUCUGAUUGAAGGUGUCGAUCAACCAAUAGUGAAGACGGCGACCAUAACUGAACCCCGAGGCAAUGAGGAGGCUCAGAUUUUCCGGCCCUUGAAGUUCAACACCACAUCUGUUAUCAAGAUUGCUGUGGAGCCAGUCAACCCCUCAGAGCUGCCCAAGAUGCUGGACGGUCUGCGCAAGGUCAACAAGAGCUAUCCAUCCCUCACCACCAAGGUAGAGGAGUCUGGUGAGCACGUGAUUCUGGGUACUGGGGAACUCUACCUGGACUGUGUGAUGCAUGAUUUGCGGAAGAUGUACUCGGAGAUAGACAUCAAGGUGGCCGACCCCGUCGUCACCUUCUGUGAGACUGUGGUGGAAACAUCCUCCCUGAAGUGCUUUGCUGAGACGCCCAAUAAGAAAAACAAGAUCACCAUGAUUGCUGAGCCUCUUGAGAAGGGCCUUGCCGAGGACAUCGAGAACGAGGUGGUCCAGAUCACGUGGAACAGGAAGAAGCUGGGAGAGUUCUUCCAGACCAAGUACGAUUGGGAUCUGCUGGCUGCUCGUUCCAUCUGGGCUUUUGGCCCUGAUGCCACUGGCCCCAACAUCCUGGUGGACGAUACCCUGCCCUCUGAGGUGGACAAGGCUCUUCUCGGCUCUGUGAAGGACAGCAUCGUUCAAGGUUUCCAGUGGGGAACCAGGGAGGGACCCCUCUGUGAUGAAUUGAUUCGAAAUGUCAAGUUUAAGAUCCUAGACGCAGUGGUUGCCCAGGAGCCCCUGCACCGGGGCGGGGGCCAAAUCAUCCCGACGGCCAGGAGAGUCGUCUAUUCUGCCUUCCUCAUGGCCACCCCUCGUCUGAUGGAACCUUACUACUUCGUGGAGGUGCAGGCCCCUGCAGAUUGUGUCUCUGCUGUUUAUACUGUCCUGGCCAGGCGCAGGGGCCACGUGACUCAGGACGCACCCAUCCCAGGCUCCCCUCUCUACACCAUCAAAGCUUUCAUCCCAGCUAUCGACUCUUUUGGCUUUGAGACGGAUCUGCGGACCCACACCCAGGGGCAGGCCUUUUCCUUGUCUGUCUUCCACCACUGGCAGAUCGUUCCUGGUGAUCCUCUGGACAAGAGCAUUGUCAUUCGCCCCUUGGAGCCACAGCCAGCGCCUCACCUGGCCCGUGAAUUCAUGAUCAAAACCCGGCGGCGGAAGGGCCUGAGUGAAGACGUGAGCAUCAGCAAGUUCUUCGAUGAUCCUAUGUUGCUGGAGCUCGCCAAGCAGGAUGUCGUGCUCAAUUACCCCAUGUGAGUGCCGGGACUGCUAGCAGCUCCUGCGCCCUGCGGUGGGCUGCGCCCGGACUGGAAGCUCGGAGCUAAUGUGACUUGGACUCCAUGUUGUCGGAGAGUGCCCAAGAGCCGCUGUGACCAUCUUGGAGGCCCAAGAGCCUCCAACCCAGAGCCCAGUGAGGGAGCGCAUUUGGCCUCCCGGUCCCUCCAGUGGCCUCUGUCUGGCCCCAUUCCAGGGAACAGAGAGGAGCUUUGGCUCAGGGAAGGAGACGGGGAUGAAAGUGUUUAACCCCCACGGGCCCUGUCCUCAGAAUUUACGUGGAAUUUUUUUUUUAACAAGUUUGACCUUAGACAUGGUUUAUAAGGGACCAGAACAUUCUGACCUC
Rhinolophus ferrumequinum (greater horseshoe bat) is the source of this 3408-nucleotide messenger RNA. It is a transcript of the gene EFTUD2, whose product is annotated as elongation factor Tu GTP binding domain containing 2. Gene Ontology annotation, molecular function: GTPase activity; U5 snRNA binding; GTP binding. The transcript is spliced from 28 exons. Bases 126 to 3044 code for a protein of 972 amino acids. Gene Ontology annotation, biological process: mRNA splicing, via spliceosome. The record is from RefSeq and is a predicted model, not a curated record. Gene Ontology annotation, cellular component: cytosol; U2-type catalytic step 2 spliceosome; U4/U6 x U5 tri-snRNP complex. Lineage: Eukaryota; Metazoa; Chordata; Mammalia; Chiroptera; Rhinolophidae.